Molecule: messenger RNA, 4303 nt
Organism: Drosophila simulans
Lineage: Eukaryota; Metazoa; Arthropoda; Insecta; Diptera; Drosophilidae
Product: WD repeat-containing protein 44
Exons: 10
Coding region: 385-3708 (1107 amino acids)
Molecular function (GO): protein binding
Source: RefSeq, a predicted model, not a curated record
UCAAUCGAUUGCUUAUGAAUCAUACUUGACGCAAUCGAAAUCAUUAUUGCAUCUUUGACACCACUAGUAUUUACGCGUAUCAAGCGUAAAAACUCAAUUAACAAUUGAUUAAGAACUAAAUUAGCAGUAUAAUUAUGUGUAAUAAAACGCAGGCCAUAGCAACAUGUUAAAUGCAGUGCCUUCAGCGCUAGUGCGGCAGCGAGUGACGUCACAUGAGUAGAAAACAACAAAGCAACAACAACAAAAGGUAGUGGGGCGCCGCAGCAACAAAAGGGAAUCAAUAACAAAAAAGCCAGAGAGAAAAUCGUAAUUUGGUGGAUAAUUUGCAUACGAUUGGGUGGUUAGAUAACGCCGACAACCCAUCACAGACGCACAAAUCACGAAAUGAGUAAGCUGGAAACGGAUUCGGACAGUUCAGAAGAGUUUUUCGAUGCCGAGGACACUACGCCCAAUCGCCAUUCGACUUUGUGUCGAAAGCUGCCGCCCGAGGCUGCCCAGGAGUUCAUCUUUCCAGAGCCCGCCGUACGAGUGAAUGCCGCCGCCUCAUCCGACAGCGAUGCUACGCCCAUUGGCGCUGGAACGCCCGCCACCCGGAGUCCCACCAAUAGCCUGGGUGCCCGGCUAAAGCCGCAGGAUGCGGGGGUCUUUGUCGAGCCUAAGCCCGUGAUAGGACCUUUGGGUAGACAGCGCUUUCACGAACUACGUCAGUGCAUGCAAAACGAUGAAGAUGAUAAUCCAGGAAAUACACUCACACCUGAUUCUCAGAAUAGCUCAACGGAUGGCAUUUUCACCAACCGUUCGACGCAUCCGUUUAAGGUCAUUGAGACCGAUGCGAUGAGCAUACAGAGCAUGACAUCACUGGGUCGCGUGGGCCGAAUCUUGGCAGGCAGCAUUGAUCCAUCUGCUAUAAGCAUAGAUCGCGAGUCCCUGGCCUCGUUGAAUGCGCAACAGCAAAAGCAGCAGGCGCAGCAGCAACAACAGGCGCAGACUACAUCGUCUACCAGCUCCAAUACUCCACCAAGCGUUGGAAACACCUCUUCCGGGAUGAGCACGCCCAGGGUGUCGCCCAAGCAUCAGCAGAGUGGUAAGGAAGCAACCGCCACCACGACAGGGAUUCCUAGUGCCGCAAUCUCCGCGCAGAGCUCUGGUGUUGGCUCGAUGGUUUUGCAGGAACCAGAUGUGAUAGCAAGCACAAAGCUUGCCCAGUCUAAAACCACUGAUUCCAUCACCUCGUCAGGACCUGUGGCGCCACCGCGAAGAAAGAAGAAAUCUCGUAAUUGCUCCAUCAGUUCCUCAGAUCAGUAUAGUCUUCCUCCUGCGGACAACGAAGACACUGAUAGUGAUACGCGGUCUGUGAAGAGUGUGCAGGGUCUUCAGCAAAAGCUCCGGGAUGACUUUGUCAUGGAGUUAGAGAGCUCCCUUAAUGCAACUAGUUCAGCCUCCAAUAUCACCCUGACCUGCUCCUCCACCAAUACAGUUGUUUCAGCUUCGGCUUCGACUUCGGCGGCAUCUUCGUCCUUGCCAUCGACAAUUGCAAUUCAUAUGCGCCCCAUGGUCGCUUCGGUCACCAUUGCUGGUCCAAAACUCACUCAAUCUCUGGGCAGCAGUUCCACGUCGGUUCACUCCAAACCUAGUCCAUCAAAUUCGGCGAAAAGCAACUCAGCGCCAGCGAGAGUUAGUUCCAUCGAUCCGAAUCAGGGUCUGAAUCUGUUUAAGGCCAUUCAGGGAGGUUAUGUGGUGAAACCACGCGACGAGGCCAGCAACAAGGCGCAAGGUCCAUCUCAAGAUGAAAUCGAGCGCAUUGAGAAAAUGCUGAUGGAAAGCGCGAACCGACCAAAGCUGGCGGGAACGGGAUCCAACAGCUUAGGAAGCUCCACACGCUAUCCCGGAUUCUAUCGCGGUGUCAACGAUAAGGAGCGCCGGAAGUCCGCUGGCGACGAGGAUGUGCUCAAGCAGAUGAACAUCUAUGUGCGCACGCGGACCAGCUCAGGCAAGCAGCUAACCGACUUUGAGAUCCUUGAACAAGUUCCUGUUAAAAAUUUAGACACGGGAGAAAAUAUGCCGCUAUCCGAAAUGCGUUCACCACCAGUGCCUGAGGGAUGGAAUCCGCUCUCGCUGCACAUCCUUAAGCUGACCUCCCACCUGGAGGUGAUCCAGAAGGAGUCCGAUGAGGAGAGUGUGAUUGGCAUACCGCCCAGCAUCGAGGGUCAGCAGCCCGACGAAGAGGAACUCGAAACGGAAGAUGGCAGUCGACUGAAAAAGAAAACGGCCCGGAUCAAGAGGUUCUUUGGCACCACAAUGCGAAAGACGGUGGACAAGGCCAAGUCGAUUGCAUCCGAAGUGUCGCAUGCGCGGCACAAAGAGGAUGUGGCUGAUAUUGUUGAUGCAAUGAAUCCCGAGCAAAAUAUCAAAAUCAAGGCUUCCUCGUCCAACAAGGGUCCCUAUGAGUUCACCAAACUGCAGCACGUCCAGGAUUUGAGUGGCGAAGAUACCAGUGCCGUGUGGUGCAUGAAGUUCAGUUCCUGCGGGCGACUCCUGGCCACUGCUGGACAGGACAAGGUGUUAAGAAUUUGGGUUCUUAAAGAUGCCUAUCCGUUUUUCCAGGACAUGCGCAACAAAUACAAUGCUGACCAAAAAUCCUCACCUACGCCGUCGCAAGAGUCACUCGUCUCGCAGCAUUCGGCGGAGGAAGCCAUUGCCAUGGCUACUGCCGCAGAGAAAUGCACGGGCCCCUUCAUGCCAAAACCCUUCUGCACCUACAAUGGACACACCUCCGAUUUGCUGGACGUCAGCUGGUCAAAGAAUUACUUCAUACUGUCAAGCAGCAUGGACAAGACUGUGCGGCUCUGGCACAUUUCCAGAAAGGAGUGCCUUUGCUGUUUUCAGCAUAUCGAUUUUGUCACCGCUAUUGCGUUCCAUCCACGCGAUGAUCGCUACUUUUUGAGUGGCAGCCUCGAUGGCAAACUAAGGUUGUGGAACAUACCCGACAAAAAGGUGGCACUGUGGAAUGAGGUAGAUGGCCAGACAAAGCUUAUAACGGCUGCCAACUUCUGCCAGAAUGGACAGUUCGCCGUUGUAGGGAGCUACGAUGGUCGCUGCAUAUUUUAUAACACGGAUCAGCUGAAAUACCACACGCAGAUUCAUGUGCGCUCCACCAGGGGUAAAAACCGCAUUGGCCGCAAGAUCAGUGGCAUUGAGCCGAUGCCCGGCGAAGACAAGAUUCUAGUCACAUCCAACGACAGCAGAGUGCGCCUGUACGAUUUGAGGGACUUGAACUUGUCCUGCAAGUACAAGGGCUACUUGAAUGUGUCCUCGCAAAUCAAGGGCUCGUUCAGCCACGAUGGAAAGUACAUCAUAGCCGGGUCCGAGAAUCAGUGCAUCUAUAUUUGGAAAACAAACCACGAUUACUCAAAACUCAGUUCUGUUCGCCGCGAUCGCAGCGACUUCUGGGAAGGCAUUAAAGCACAUAAUGCUACGGUCACUUGUGCCAUAUUCGCGCCACACCCAGAGGCUAUCAUUAAGCCCGAACCGGAUGAGAUCUCCAAUGAGAAGUUGGCUCACAAUCAGCCGGAUCCACUGGUCGAGCAGCACAAAAAGGGAUGUGGUUAUGUGUUGGUCAGCGCCGAUUUCAAUGGCGCCAUCAAGGUGUUCAUCAACAAGACGAAGCCGAAGCACAGCAGUCUACCCUACACGGCCAUUGCGGAUUAGUCUUUAGAUAGAGGAUGGGAGAUAUAGAAGAGUAAAAGUGAAAUACUAUUUUAUUUUUGUAUUCGUGACAUUUUGUAUCGUUAGUAACUAGCGCCAUCGCUUAUUUGUAUGCAUAAUCCGUAAUUACUAAUUCCUGUCUGUCCCCACGCCCAUUUUAAUUUAAUAAUCCCCUAAUUCCCCUUGUAAAAGUUGUUAACAAUUGCUGCUGGCGCGAACUGUUUAAUAUUACGCAAAAUAUGUUAUGUAUUUUUAACGCUGAGUGUGUGAAUAUGUGUAUAGAUAUUUGUUUAACAAGUUGAUUAUUUUGAAAGUCAAUUGUAUGUUGUUAUGCCCUUGUGAGUUACAUUUUGACUGUACAGAUGCUUUGAUUUCGUUACUCUCGACUACAAUUGAAUCUGUCCGUCUGGCCAUUAACCUCCUUCAUAUGUAAUCUAGUUAGAAAUGUACUACUGGCCAACCUGCAAGGGUACGAGCGAAUCGGUGGGCCGAAUCGAAAUAAGUUAUUUUAUCGCCUAAAGUCUUAACCUAACCAACCUAUUAUAAUUAACUUUUAAACAAUAUAUAUUUUGUGUAAAGUAAAUAUGUGCAACCAGGA